AUGGGGUUAUUCAGAGGUUUUAUUUUUCUCCUAGUCCUGUACUUGCUGAAUGAGUCAAACACUUCCUUCAUUAAGCUGAACAACAAUGGUUAUGAAGACGUUAUCAUUGCCAUAGACCCUGGGGUGCCAGAAGAUGAAAAAAUAAUCGAACAAAUAAAGGACAUGGUGACUACAGCUUCUACAUACCUGUUUGAGGCUACAGGAAAAAGAUUUUUUUUCAGAAAUGUAUCUAUACUAAUUCCUGAGACCUGGAAGGAAAAUCCCCAGUACAAGAGGCCAAAACAUGAAAACUACAAACAUGCAGACGUUAUAGUUGCCCCACCUACCCUCCCAGGGAGAGAUGAACCAUACACCAAGCAGUUCACAGAAUGUGAAGAGAAAGGAGAAUACAUUCAUUUCACCCCCGACUUCAUACUCGGAAAAAAACAAAAGGAAUAUGGACCAUCAGGUAGAUUAUUUGUCCAUGAGUGGGCUCAUCUCCGAUGGGGAGUGUUUGAUGAGUACAAUGAAGAUCAGCCUUUCUACAGCUCUGAGUCAAAAAAAAUUGAAGCAACAAGGUGUUCUACAGGCAUCUCUGGUAAAAAUAGAGUUUAUAGUUGUCAAGGAGGCAGCUGUUACACUAGACAAUGCAGAAUUGAUUCUACAACAAAACUGUAUGAGAAAGAUUGCCAGUUCUUCCCAGAUAAAGUUCAAACAGAAAAGGCAUCGAUCAUGUUUAUGCAAAGCAUUGACUCUGUCUCUGAAUUCUGUAAUGAAGAAACCCAUAACAGAGAAGCUCCAAGCCUACAGAACCUAAAGUGCAAUUACAGAAGUACCUGGGAGGUGAUCAGCAAUUCCCAGGAUUUUAAGAACACCACGCCUAUGGUGGCAGCACCCCCUCCACCUGCCUUCUCAUUGCUGAGGAUCAGUCAAAGAUUUAUGUGCUUAGUUCUUGACAAGUCUGGAAGCAUGUCUAAUUAUAACCGACUCAAUCGGAUGAACCAAGCAGCAAAAUAUUUCCUGCUACAGAUUGUUGAAAAUGGAUCCUGGGUGGGGAUGGUUCACUUUGAUAGUAGUGCCUCUAUUAAAAGUGAGCUAAUCCAAAUCACAAACAGCAGCCAAAGACACAAGCUCGUGGAGAAUUUACCUACAAAUGCUAAUGGAGGAACUUCCAUCUGCUCUGGGAUUAGAACUGCAUUUCAGGUGAUUGGAAAGCAAUACUCCCAGCUAGAUGGAUCUGAAAUAGUGCUGCUGACAGAUGGGGAGGACAGCACUACACGGAGCUGCAUGGAAGAAGUGAAACAAAGUGGGGCCAUCAUUCAUUUUAUUGCUUUGGGGGAGUCUGCUGAUCCGGCAGUGAUAGAGAUGAGCAAUGUAACAGGAGGAAGUCAUUACUAUGCGUCAGAUGUAGCCCAGAACAAUGGCCUCAUUGAUGCUUUUGGGGCCCUGACAUCAGGAAAUGCAGAUUCCUCCCAGAAGUCAAUUCAGCUUGAAAGUAAGGGAUUACAACUGAGCAGCGAUCCCUGGAUGAAUGAUACCGUGAUAAUCGAUAGCACAGUGGGGAAGGAUACCUUCUUUCUUAUCACAUGGGACAAACAGCCUCCCAGUAUUUCUCUCUGGGAUCCCAGUGGAUCCAUAAUAAAAAACUUCACCAUAGACACAGUUUCCAAAAUGGCCUUCCUCAGUAUUGAAGAAACCGCAAAGGCGGGCAUUUGGACUUACAGUCUUCAGGCAAAAGCAAACCCAGAAACAUUAACUAUUACAGUAACUUCUCGGGCAGCAAAUUCUUCCGUGCCUCCAAUCACUGUGAGUGCUAAAAUGAAUAAAGAGACCAACAGCUUCCCCAGCCCAAUGAUUGUUUAUGCAGAAGUUCUACAAGGAUACGUACCUGUCCUUGGAGCCAAUGUGACAGCUUUCAUUGAAUCACAGAGUGGAAAGACAGAAGUUCUGGAACUCUUGGAUAAUGGUGCAGGUGCUGAUGCUUUCAAGAAUGAUGGGGUCUACUCCAGAUAUUUUACAAAAUAUACAGAAAAUGGUAGAUAUAGCUUAAAAGUACGAGCUCACGGAGGAAACUCUGCCACACGAAGCUUUCGGCAUCCACGUAACAGAGCUGCAUAUAUACCAGGCUGGGUAGUGGAUGGGGAAAUUGUAGCAAACCCACCAAGACCAGAAAAUGAUGAGGAAACUCAGCCGACCUUGGAGAAUUUCAGCAGAACAGCAUCUGGAGGUGCAUUUGUGGUGUCACAGGUUCCGAGUUCUGCCUUGCCUGACGUGUACCCACCAAGUCAAAUCACAGACCUUGAAGCCACACGUGAUGGGGAUGAGAUCACUCUAACGUGGACAGCACCAGGAGAUGAUUUUGAUGUUGGAAAAGUUCAACAUUACAUCAUAAGAAUAAGCGGAAAUAUCCUUGAUUUAAGAGACAAUUUUGAUGAUGCUCUUCAAGUGAACACUAGCAGUCUGUUACCAAAUGAGGCCAACUCCAAGGAAAUCUUUGCAUUUACACCUGGAAAUAUCUCAGAAGAAAAUGCAACUCACAUAUUUAUUGCCAUUAAAAGUGUAGAUAAAAGCAAUUUGACAUCAAAAAUAUCCAACAUUGCACAAGUAGCAUUGUUCAUCCCUGAAGCAGAACCAAGUUAUCCUAGUACUACUUCUAGUCCCAGUGAAAAUUAUCCUAAUUCCACUUCCAGUCCCAGUGAAAAUAAUCCUAAUUCUACUCCUCAGUCUGGAGUUGAUAUUUCUAUACUGGUGUUAUCAGUGGUUGCGACUGUUGUAUUAUUUCAAGUACCACCAUUUGUAUCUUAA
Molecule: messenger RNA, 2784 nt
Organism: Otolemur garnettii (small-eared galago)
Lineage: Eukaryota; Metazoa; Chordata; Mammalia; Primates; Galagidae
Gene: CLCA4
Product: chloride channel accessory 4
Exons: 14
Coding region: 1-2784 (927 amino acids)
Biological process (GO): chloride transport
Molecular function (GO): intracellularly calcium-gated chloride channel activity; protein binding
Source: RefSeq, a predicted model, not a curated record